Canis lupus familiaris (dog) is the source of this 2981-nucleotide messenger RNA. It is a transcript of the gene CPNE7, whose product is annotated as copine 7. The record is from RefSeq and is a predicted model, not a curated record. Lineage: Eukaryota; Metazoa; Chordata; Mammalia; Carnivora; Canidae. Gene Ontology annotation, biological process: cellular response to calcium ion. The transcript is spliced from 15 exons. Gene Ontology annotation, molecular function: calcium-dependent phospholipid binding. Bases 656 to 2482 code for a protein of 608 amino acids. Gene Ontology annotation, cellular component: plasma membrane.
ACCAGAGUAGUUUCCAGUUACCUAUCUCAGGACUUGGGGCUACAUCUUCCCAGACUGGUGUGCACGUCUGCUGUUCUGAAUAGCAGUCCCUUCAUCCAGGUUUGCAAGGCAUGCAGGCUGCCCCGAACCCAUCCUCAAGCCACUGUGCCUGCGUGGCGGCUAGGCAGAGCCAGGGUAGCUUCAGUGCCCAUCCCAGGGGAAGGCUGGCACUGGAGCAGGGCUUGAGCUGGAUCCCUUGUGGCACAUGGUGCCCAAGAUCCUUUGAAACCAAAGCUGGUUUCUCCACAAAUGACACUAAGGUGGGAGCUCCCAGCAGGGCCUGCUGUGAUGAGGAGUUGGGAGGGUGUCUGGAUGCUUCAGCUGUGCAAGUACAGGUCUUCACUGACCUGACCACUAAUGAAUGACGUGACUUUGUACCCAGCAGCCACAUCACUGGUGUCCUGACCCAGGACCUGUGCUGUCACUUGGGCUUGUUUGGAACCAAAGCCGGAGUAGGUUUUCAUCUAAUAGAUGAUUUGAAAGGCUCUUCAUUUCUUGUACAUCCAAAGCGAACAGUUGAGCUGCUUACUUCCACGCUCUUGUGUGAGGGUCAGCAGAGGUGGAGAUUUGAGUUGAGGAGCCUAAGCUCUGUCCCUGACAGUCCUGUGCAGAGGGAAUGAACUGGUGCUGCAUCUGGAUGGCUAGUGGUGGCCAUCCUGCCUGGUUUGUGUUGAGAAACCUGGUGAGCUCGACUAAGCUGGACAUGGGCUGGGAAGCCCACACCUCUGGGGCAGUGGCCCCUGUGCUCCAGCCUUGGAGUGAAGGGAAGAAACACGGGGGGCCCUUAGAUGUUGCUUCACCUUCGCUGUACGUCUUCUGGCAUUGUGCCACCAGGACAAAAGGCCUCUGCAGGUGUGCGGAGCAUCAGGAACAGGCCAGGCACCUGCUGUUGGUGGACAGAACAGAAGUGGUCCGGAGCAGCCUGCACCCCGUGUUCUCCAAGGUCUUCACACUUGACUACUACUUUGAGGAGGCACAGAAGCUGCGUUUCGAGGUAUAUGACACCCAUGGACCCAGCAACCUCGGCUGUCAGGAUGAUGACUUCCUUGGGGGCAUGGAGUGUACCUUGGGGCAGAUCGUGGCCCAGAAGAAGAUGACCCGGGCGCUGCUGCUCAAGUUUGGCAGGAACGCCGGCAAGUCCACCAUCACGGUGAUAGCCGAGGACAUCUCCGGGAACAACGGCUACGUGGAGCUCUCCUUCAGGGCCCAGAAGCUGGAUGAUAAGGACCUCUUCAGCAAGUCGGACCCCUUCCUGGAGCUGUACCGCGUCAACGAUGACCAGAGUGAACAGCUGGUGUACCGCACAGAGGUAGUGAAGAACAACCUCAGCCCUGCGUGGGAGCCUUUCAAGGUCACCCUGAGCAGUCUGUGCAGCGGCCAAGAGACACGGCCUCUGAAGUGCCUCGUCUGGGAUUACGACUCCCGUGGAAAGCACGACUUCAUCGGGGAGUUCUCCACCACCUAUGAGGAGAUGCAAAAAGCUUUCGGGGAGGACCAGGCCCAGUGGGACUGCGUGAACGCCAAAUACAAGCAGAAGAAGCGUCAUUACAAGAACUCCGGGGUGGUCAUCCUGGCAGAUCUGAAGUUCUACAGGGUUUACUCUUUCCUGGACUACAUCAUGGGCGGCUGUCAGAUCCACUUCACAGUGGCCAUCGACUUCACAGCCUCCAAUGGUGACCCCCGCAACAGCUGCUCCCUACACUAUAUCAACCCCUUCCAACCCAACGAGUACCUGCAGGCCCUGGUGGCCGUGGGAGAGAUCUGCCAGGACUAUGACAGCGACAAGAGAUUUUCUGCUUUGGGGUUUGGAGCUCGAAUCCCUCCCAAGUAUGAGGUGUCCCACGACUUUGCCAUCAACUUCAAUCCCGAAGACGAUGAGUGUGAAGGAAUCCAGGGUGUGGUGGAAGCCUACCAGAACUGCCUGCCCAGGGUACAGCUCUAUGGCCCCACCAAUGUGGCUCCCAUCAUCUCCAAGGUGGCCCGCAUGGCAGCGGCCGAGGAGCACACUGGGGAGGCCUCCCAAUACUACAUUCUGCUGGUCCUGACCGACGGAGUGGUGACCGACAUGGCUGAUACGCGGGAGGCCAUCGUGCGCGCCUCCCACCUGCCCAUGUCCAUCAUCAUCGUGGGGGUGGGCAAUGCUGACUUCACGGAUAUGCAGACCCUGGACGGGGACGAUGGUGUCCUGCGCUCCCCCCGGGGCGAGCCCGCGCUCCGUGACAUCGUGCAGUUUGUGCCCUUCCGGGAGCUCAAGAGUGCAUCCCCAGCAGCGCUGGCCAAGUGUGUGCUGGCCGAGGUGCCCAGGCAGGUGGUGGAGUACUACAGCCACAAGGAGCUACCUCCGAGAGGCAUCAGCACCCACACCCACGAGGCCUGCCCCCAGAGGCUGGGGCAGCUGGGAGUGCAGCCAGUCUCUGUGUCCAGCACCCUGGAGGUCCCUUAGACACCCCAUCUUCCAGAGUCCUCCUGUGCCCACCUGGACCCACCUCUGACCCCCUGUGACCCUGUUGCUUGGGCUAGCCUCCGGGACCCUCAAGGCUGAAGGUUGGACAGAUCCAGGCCUGGAGAUCCCCGAAACAGGAGCUGACGGUGUGGAGUGUCACGAUGGCCCCCAUGCCUGGCUCUGCUCCAGCCAGGCGGUGUAGAAUGGUGGAGUGGGGAGGCCUGGCAGCUCAGCCCCCAAAACGAGGGGAAGCUUUCGGCGUGGGGUAUUCCUGCUUUGCACCUGAUCUUCACUGAGGAGGGUCCUGCGUUCCAGUUAUGGAGGAAACCCUGAGAUGCCCCUAGAUGCCCUCGCCCCUGGUCAAGAUGCCCCUGGUCAAGAUCCCUCUGUGCCCCCUGCCUUCCUCCCCAGGUCUCUGCUCCCUCCAAACUCAGCACCCAGGCCUGUGGAGUCCGCAGGUGGGGCUGAAGCAGAAUAAAGUGUCAUGUCCAUCCUCAAA